Penicillium alfredii is the source of this 1284-nucleotide messenger RNA. RefSeq lists its product as uncharacterized. The transcript has 2 exons. The record is from RefSeq and is a predicted model, not a curated record. Gene Ontology annotation, molecular function: serine-type endopeptidase activity. NCBI's taxonomy places the organism in Eukaryota, Fungi, Ascomycota, Eurotiomycetes, Eurotiales, Aspergillaceae. Bases 1 to 1284 code for a protein of 427 amino acids. Gene Ontology annotation, biological process: proteolysis.
AUGGAUAUGUUGCAGCCUGAGAAUGAGAUCCUAGCGAUAGCUGCCAUCCUAUCACCGGCCCAUAUUGGCGAUUGGAUUGAUAAACGACUGGUGGCUGGGUGUGUAUGGGAAAGAAAAGCAUCAGAAAAGGAAACCAAGCAAGAUGGAAAAUCAACCAAGGCUCAAUCGCAGCCUGCAGAGUUAUUUGCCACUGGCGGUUCUGCUGGUAGCUUACUUAGUGACUACCGCCCAACUGGAAAGAUCAUAAGUCAGCCUGGCAUGCUCCCAUUCCCACUUGCGGAGUUGAGUAUGAUGUCUCAGAGAUCAAAAAUCACAGAUCCUACACAUCUCAACCCCUUUCGUCAUAAAGAUUAUGAGGGAAUCAGUCAGAAUAUAUAUACGGCUGACUUUCCUCUCAAUGUGAACCAUCCGGAAUUCGGGCAUCGCUACUCUUCACCGAAAAUCGGUAUGGCUUUCCAGCAAAGCCGCAAUAUCUAUGGCAGUUAUUUUGGGAACAUGCGCAAGCCGGGAAGGGAUUGGGAACGUGGAAAAAAUCAUGGCAACUGCGCUGUUUCAAAAGCAGUUGGCCUGCGGACUGGGAUUGCCCAAAAGUCGAACCUGAAAUUGGUACCUACUCUAGAUGGUGGGAGAACCAUAACAUGGGCUCUGGCAUCAUGGGAGACCAUGAUCAGGGAGAUGAGGCGUGACAAAAACAACCUCAAAAAACAGGGGAAAGUCUUUGUCCCUGUGGUUUUUUUCAACAAUGGGUUCUCACAAUAUGGUGCUGUGGUCAUUGCUUUGGUCAGGAAGUAUAUUCGAGCGAUGGUGAGGCUUAACGCUUUCAUUGCUAUUGCUGCAGGCAACUUCAAUCCAGCUUCUCGUGGGGGGAAAAGCAGGCCUGUGGUAGACCAUUGGCCGGCAUUAUUUGCUGCAGAAAAGGAAUUCGAAGCAAAUAUGCUUAUUGUUGGCUCUACGAAACUUUCUGGUGAAUUGUCAGAUUUCUCGAUGGGUGGCCCACUGGUGAAGAUAUCCGCUCCUGGAGAGACGUUUAACAGGCGCAAGGAUCAUGUCCUAGGCGUUUGGUGCGCUGAUGGUGAGGACAACGAGUUUGUGGUGACAGCAGGCACAUCUUUCACAGCGCCAGUGGUUGCUGCUAUGGCAGCAUACUAUCUUUCGAUUCAUCCUCAUCUUCGUGAUAGCAAGUUUGGUGGUCAACUGGUCGCUGAGCAUCUUCUGAAAACCGCAAUAACACACUGCGUUAAUUGCCCUCUGGUUGUUUAUAAUGGACUUGAUGGGAAAAGGUGA